Messenger RNA from Vitis riparia (riverbank grape), 829 nucleotides. Its product is annotated as adenylate kinase isoenzyme 6 homolog. The record is from RefSeq and is a predicted model, not a curated record. Gene Ontology annotation, cellular component: cytoplasm; nucleus. Lineage: Eukaryota; Viridiplantae; Streptophyta; Magnoliopsida; Vitales; Vitaceae. The coding region runs from base 46 to 573 and encodes 175 amino acids. The transcript has 3 exons. Gene Ontology annotation, molecular function: AMP kinase activity; ATP hydrolysis activity; ATP binding.
AGCUAAAACCUUGUACUAAACCCUAAACGAGACUCUGCGGCGAACAUGGCGCAGAAUAGCAGGAAGAAGCCGAACAUCUUGGUGACGGGAACGCCAGGCACAGGCAAGACAACGACGUCGUUUUCGCUGGCGGAGGCCACCCAGCUCCGCCACAUUAACAUCGGCGAACUCGUCAGAGAGAAGAACUUGCACGACGGAUGGGACGACCAGUUCGACUGCCACAUCAUCAACGAGGACCUGGUGUGCGAUGAGCUCGAGGAUUUGAUGGAAGAAGGGGGAAACAUUGUGGACUACCAUGGUUGUGAUUUCUUCCCUGAGCGAUGGUUUGAUCGUGUGGUGGUGCUUCAAACCGACAACUCUGUGUUGUAUGACCGCCUGAGUACGAGAGGAUACACGGGAUCAAAGCUUUCAAACAAUAUCGAAUGUGAAAUAUUUCAAGUGUUGCUGGAGGAGGCGAAGGAGAGUUAUCCAGAGGACGUUGUAGUGGCCCUAAAGAGUGACACAGUCGAUGACAUUACUCGAAACGUGGCUUCUUUGACAGAUUGGGCGAGGAGUUGGCAACCCAAAGCAUGAUCACAAUGACUGAUGGCUUUGAAGGGGGGCAUUGGCUCUUCUUCUGUGAGGAUGUUCCCAUCAGAGUGGUUUUUGCUUGAACCAGAUUCUUGGUUUUUUGUUUUUAUUUUUCCAUCUUUUCAACCUCUGUGUUUUAAUAUGGAAGUGAGUGAAGAUAUUUCUAUAAAUCUUUCAACAUAUCAUGAUGUAAUUUGUACGAGAUGAUAAAUGUACUAUUUCUCCCUCUCCAUUGAAGUCUUCAGCGGAUUUUGGCUCA